UACAGGCAGUAUAGGAUAAAAAGCAGUCUGAAUUGUAAAACAGAGUGGAAGUGUAGUGAGGGUACAGCAGUGAAGGCGUAAAGAGCACGCGGAGCAAUUUCAAAAAGUGACGCUAAUCCGCACACUGGACUCUUCACCGCUCCUCCCAACUAGGAACACAAAACUUUCCUAUCACCAGUAGCGGUUUGUCAUUACCGUUGCUGUUGUUGCGAGUUUAAAUCCAUUGUAGCCUACGUCUUAUUUUUUACUGCAUUCUCAUUCGAGUGAAUCGGGAAAUGUAAAAGGCAGUUGCUUUGUAGCGCAUGUUAAUUUCAGUCAUCUAUCCAGCAUGAUUUUACGGCAGUUCUUCACGCGCACCGUACAGUGGACGCUGAUAUUCACCUGCAUCCUCCUCAAGAUCUCAGAGGCCCAAAGCAAUGGGCCAGAGACUGUGCAGCAGCUGUCUAUCACAGAACAGUCCAAUAACUCCAUCACAGUGUCAUGGGAUGCUCCUAAUGGACCUGUGGAGUUCUAUGAGGUUCUCCUGAACAGCAGCAGCAGCAGACGUAGUGGUCUACUGAACAAAAGUAUCAACUCCCAUGAGUUUUGGAACCUGACAGCUGGAAAGAUAUACACAGCCACAGUCAUAACAAAGAGUGGGAACUUUAGUCAAGAGUCUGAGCCAGUGACCAAUGCAACGUAUCCCAAUCCUCCAGGAAGUAUCAGCAUAGACCAUACAACUACACACUCCAUUUCUAUUUCGUGGGCUCCAGCCCUCUGGAUGGAGAACUCAGACAGUUUUAACUACACUGUCACCAUCAGUAAUUCUUCUUGGUCCAGAGAGUAUAAUACCAUCACCACAUCCCAGAACCUGACAGAGCUCACACCAGGAACAUCUCACGACAUCUCUGUGAGAACAACUGGACCAUUUGGCCUCCAGAGCCAACGUGUUGAAGUGAAAACUGUAACAAGGCCAGAGACUGUGCAGCAGCUGUCUAUCACAGAACAGUCCAAUAACUCCAUCACAGUGUCAUGGGAUGCUCCUAAUGGAAAUGUGCAGUUCUAUGAGGUUCUCCUGAACAGCAGCAGCAGCAGACGUAGUGGUCUACUGAACAAAAGUAUCAACUCCCAUGAGUUUUGGAACCUGACAGCUGGAAAGAUAUACACAGCCACAGUCAUAACAAAGAGUGGGAACUUUAGUCAAGAGUCUGAGCCAGUGACCAAUGCAACAUAUCCCAAUCCUCCAGGAAGUAUCAGCAUAGACCAUACAACUACAAACUCCAUUUCUAUUUCGUGGGCUCCAGCCCUCUUGAUGGAGAACUCAGACAGUUUUAACUACACUGUCACCAUCAGUAAUUCUUCUUGGUCCAGAGAGUAUAAUACCAUCACCACAUCCCAGAACCUGACAGAGCUCACACCAGGAACAUCUCACGACAUCUCUGUGAGAACAACUGGACCAUUUGGCCUCCAGAGUCAACGUGUUGAAGUGAAAACUGUAACAAGGCCAGAGACUGUGCAACAGCUGUCUAUCACAGAACAGUCCAAUAACUCCAUCACAGUGUCAUGGGAUGCUCCUAAUGGAAAUGUGCAGUUCUAUGAGGUUCUCCUGAACAGCAGCAGCAGCAGACGUAGUGGUCUACUGAACAAAAGUAUCAACUCCCAUGAGUUUUGGAACCUGACAGCUGGAAAGAUAUACACAGCCACAGUCAUAACAAAGAGUGGGAACUUUAGUCAAGAGUCUGAGCCAGUGACCAAUGCAACGUAUCCCAAUCCUCCAGGAAGUAUCAGCAUAGACCAUACAACUACAAACUCCAUUUCUAUUUCGUGGGCUCCAGCCCUCUGGAUGGAGAACUCAGACAGUUUUAACUACACUGUCACCAUCAGUAAUUCUUCUUGGUCCAGAGAGUAUAAUACCAUCACCACAUCCCAGAACCUGACAGAGCUCACACCAGGAACAUCUCACAACAUCACUGUGAGAACAACUGGACCAUUUGGCCUCCAGAGCCAACGUGUUGAAGUGAAAACUGUAACAAGGCCAGAGACUGUGCAACAGCUGUCUAUCACAGAACAGUCCAAUAACUCCAUCACAGUGUCAUGGGAUGCUCCUAAUGGAAAUGUGCAGUUCUAUGAGGUUCUCCUGAACAGCAGCAGCAGCAGACGUAGUGGUCUACUGAACAAAAGUAUCAACUCCCAUGAGUUUUGGAACCUGACAGCUGGAAAGAUAUACACAGCCACAGUCAUAACAAAGAGUGGGAACUUUAGUCAAGAGUCUGAGCCAGUGACCAAUGCAACGUAUCCCAAUCCUCCAGGAAGUAUCAGCAUAGACCAUACAACUACAAACUCCAUUUCUAUUUCGUGGGCUCCAGCCCUCUGGAUGGAGAACUCAGACAGUUUUAACUACACUGUCACCAUCAGUAAUUCUUCUUGGUCCAGAGAGUAUAAUACCAUCACCACAUCCCAGAACCUGACAGAGCUCACACCAGGAACAUCUCACAACAUCACUGUGAGAACAACUGGACCAUUUGGCCUCCAGAGCCAACGUGUUGAAGUGAAAACUGUAACAAGGCCAGAGACUGUGCAGCAGCUGUCUAUCACAGAACAGUCCAAUAACUCCAUCACAGUGUCAUGGGAUGCUCCUAAUGGAAAUGUGCAGUUCUAUGAGGUUCUCCUGAACAGCAGCAGCAGCAGACGUAGUGGUCUACUGAACAAAAGUAUCAACUCCCAUGAGUUUUGGAACCUGACAGCUGGAAAGAUAUACACAGCCACAGUCAUAACAAAGAGUGGGAACUUUAGUCAAGAGUCUGAGCCAGUGACCAAUGCAACAUAUCCCAAUCCUCCAGGAAGUAUCAGCAUAGACCAUACAACUACAAACUCCAUUUCUAUUUCGUGGGCUCCAGCCCCUUUGAUGGAGAACUCAGACAGUUUUAACUACACUGUCACCAUCAGUAAUUCUUCUUGGUCCAGAGAGUAUAAUACCAAAAUCACAUCCCAGAACCUGACAGAGCUCACACCAGGAACAUCUCACGACAUCUCUGUGAGAACAACUGGACCAUUUGGCCUCCAGAGCCAACGUGUUGAAGUGAAAACUGUAACAAGGCCAGAGACUGUGCAGCAGCUGUCUAUCACAGAACAGUCCAAUAACUCCAUCACAGUGUCAUGGGAUGCUCCUAAUGGAAAUGUGCAGUUCUAUGAGGUUCUCCUGAACAGCAGCAGCAGCAGACGUAGUGGUCUACUGAACAAAAGUAUCAACUCCCAUGAGUUUUGGAACCUGACAGCUGGAAAGAUAUACACAGCCACAGUCAUAACAAAGAGUGGGAACUUUAGUCAAGAGUCUGAGCCAGUGACCAAUGCAACGUAUCCCAAUCCUCCAGGAAGUAUCAGCAUAGACCAUACAACUACAAACUCCAUUUCUAUUUCGUGGGCUCCAGCCCUCUGGAUGGAGAACUCAGACAGUUUUAACUACACUGUCACCAUCAGUAAUUCUUCUUGGUCCAGAGAGUAUAAUACCAUCACCACAUCCCAGAACCUGACAGAGCUCACACCAGGAACAUCUCACAACAUCACUGUGAGAACAACUGGACCAUUUGGCCUCCAGAGCCAACGUGUUGAAGUGAAAACUGUAACAAGGCCAGAGACUGUGCAGCAGCUGUCUAUCACAGAACAGUCCAAUAACUCCAUCACAGUGUCAUGGGAUGCUCCUAAUGGAAAUGUGCAGUUCUAUGAGGUUCUCCUGAACAGCAGCAGCAGCAGACGUAGUGGUCUACUGAACAAAAGUAUCAACUCCCAUGAGUUUUGGAACCUGACAGCUGGAAAGAUAUACACAGCCACAGUCAUAACAAAGAGUGGGAACUUUAGUCAAGAGUCUGAGCCAGUGACCAAUGCAACAUAUCCCAAUCCUCCAGGAAGUAUCAGCAUAGACCAUACAACUACAAACUCCAUUUCUAUUUCGUGGGCUCCAGCCCCUUUGAUGGAGAACUCAGACAGUUUUAACUACACUGUCACCAUCAGUAAUUCUUCUUGGUCCAGAGAGUAUAAUACCAAAAGCACAUCCCAGAACCUGACAGAGCUCACACCAGGAACAUCUCACGACAUCUCUGUGAGAACAACUGGACCAUUUGGCCUCCAGAGCCAACGUGUUGAAGUGAAAACUGUAACAAGGCCAGAGACUGUGCAGCAGCUGUCUAUCACAGAACAGUCCAAUAACUCCAUCACAGUGUCAUGGGAUGCUCCUAAUGGAAAUGUGCAGUUCUAUGAGGUUCUCCUGAACAGCAGCAGCAGCAGACGUAGUGGUCUACUGAACAAAAGUAUCAACUCCCAUGAGUUUUGGAACCUGACAGCUGGAAAGAUAUACACAGCCACAGUCAUAACAAAGAGUGGGAACUUUAGUCAAGAGUCUGAGCCAGUGACCAAUGCAACAUAUCCCAAUCCUCCAGGAAGUAUCAGCAUAGACCAUACAACUACAAACUCCAUUUCUAUUUCGUGUGCUCCAGCCCUCUUGAUGGAGAACUCAGACAGUUUUAACUACACUGUCACCAUCAGUAAUUCUUCUUGGUCCAGAGAGUAUAAUACCAAAAGCACAUCCCAGAACCUGACAGAGCUCACACCAGGAACAUCUCACAACAUCACUGUGAGAACAACUGGACCAUUUGGCCUCCAGAGUCAACGUGUUGAAGUGAAAACUGUAACAAGGCCAGAGACUGUGCAGCAGCUGUCUAUCACAGAACAGUCCAAUAAAUCCAUCACAGUGUCAUGGGAUGCUCCUAAUGGAAAUGUGCAGUUCUAUGAGGUUCUCCUGAACAGCAGCAGCAGCAGACGUAGUGGUCUACUGAACAAAAGUGUCAACUCCCAUGAGUUUUGGAACCUGACAGCUGGAAAGAUAUACACAGCCACAGUCAUAACAAAGAGUGGGAACUUUAGUCAAGAGUCUGAGCCAGUGACCAAUGCAACAUAUCCCAAUCCUCCAGGAAGUAUCAGCAUAGACCAUACAACUACAAACUCCAUUUCUAUUUCGUGGGCUCCAGCCCUCUUGAUGGAGAACUCAGACAGUUUUAACUACACUGUCACCAUCAGUAAUUCUUCUUGGUCCAGAGAGUAUAAUACCAAAAGCACAUCCCAGAACCUGACAGAGCUCACACCAGGAACAUCUCACGACAUCUCUGUGAGAACAACUGGACCAUUUGGCCUCCAGAGCCAACAUGUUGAAGUGAAAACUGUAACAAGGCCAGAGACUGUGCAGCAGCUGUCUAUCACAGAACAGUCCAAUAAAUCCAUCACAGUGUCAUGGGAUGCUCCUAAUGGAAAUGUGCAGUUCUAUGAGGUUCUCCUGAACAGCAGCAGCAGCAGACGUAGUGGUCUACUGAACAAAAGUGUCAACUCCCAUGAGUUUUGGAACCUGACAGCUGGAAAGAUAUACACAGCCACAGUCAUAACAAAGAGUGGGAACUUUAGUCAAGAGUCUGAGCCAGUGACCAAUGCAACAUAUCCCAAUCCUCCAGGAAGUAUCAGCAUAGACCAUACAACUACAAACUCCAUUUCUAUUUCGUGGGCUCCAGCCCUCUUGAUGGAGAACUCAGACAGUUUUAACUACACUGUCACCAUCAGUAAUUCUUCUUGGUCCAGAGAGUAUAAUACCAAAAGCACAUCCCAGAACCUGACAGAGCUCACACCAGGAACAUCUCACGACAUCUCUGUGAGAACAACUGGACCAUUUGGCCUCCAGAGUCAACGUGUUGAAGUGAAAACUGUAACAAGGCCAAAGACUGUGCAGCAGCUGUCUAUCACAGAACAGUCCAAUAACUCCAUCACAGUGUCAUGGGAUGCUCCUAAUGGAAAUGUGCAGUUCUAUGAGGUUCUCCUGAACAGCAGCAGCAGCAGACGUAGUGGUCUACUGAACAAAAGUAUCAACUCCCAUGAGUUUUGGAACCUGACAGCUGGAAAGAUAUACACAGCCACAGUCAUAACAAAGAGUGGGAACUUUAGUCAAGAGUCUGAGCCAGUGACCAAUGCAACAUAUCCCAAUCCUCCAGGAAGUAUCAGCAUAGACCAUACAACUACACACUCCAUUUCUAUUUCGUGGGCUCCAGCCCCUUUGAUGGAGAACUCAGACAGUUUUAACUACACUGUCACCAUCAGUAAUUCUUCUUGGUCCAGAGAGUAUAAUACCAUCACCACAUCCCAGAACCUGACAGAGCUCACACCAGGAACAUCUCACAACAUCACUGUGAGAACAACUGGACCAUUUGGCCUCCAGAGCCAACGUGUUGAAGUUAACAGUGUAACAAGGCCAGAGACUGUGCAGCAGCUGUCUAUCACAGAACAGUCCAAUAACUCCAUCACAGUGUCAUGGGAUGCUCCUAAUGGAAAUGUGCAGUUCUAUGAGGUUCUCCUGAACAGCAGCAGCAGCAGACAUAGUGGUCUACUGAACAAAAGUAUCAACUCCCAUGAGUUUUGGAACCUGACAGCUGGAAAGAUAUACACAGCCACAGUCAUAACAAAGAGUGGGAACUUUAGUCAAGAGUCUGAGCCAGUGACCAAUGCAACAUAUCCCAAUCCUCCAGGAAGUAUCAGCAUAGACCAUACAACUACAAACUCCAUUUCUAUUGCGUGGGCUCCAGCCCUCUGGAUGGAGAACUCAGACAGUUUUAACUACACUGUCACCAUCAGUACUUCUUCUUGGUCCAGAGAGUAUAAUACCAUCACCACAUCCCAGAACCUGACAGAGCUCACACCAGGAACAUCUCACGACAUCUCUGUGAGAACAACUGGACCAUUUGGCCUCCAGAGCCAACGUGUUGAAGUGAACAGUGUAACAAACACUAUGGGACUCAGAGAAGAUGAGCUUAAAUGUGAUGGUCCAAAUCGUGCACCGUACCCACUCCUGAAUCUGACCUGGAAAAACCCUAAAGGACGCAACACUGGAUUCAAUGUUACAGUCAAGACACUCAUAAACACUCGCAUAGUCCAUGAUGAGCUUGAGGACACCUGCAAUGGACAAUGUGUCCACAUCAUACAGACAAAACUUGAAUACGACACUGAAUACAACGUGACUGUAUUCACCGUUGGACAUGGGAAAUGGGGAAGUGUCAGCAAAACUUGCAAAACAGGGGUCACAGAGCCACCUGUUGUGUCUGACGCAGGCGCAAUAAAGAUUACUGCGAUUUUCCACAAUAAAAUCCAUCUGAGUCUUGCCCCUAACAUCUUCAAUUCCUCUAAUGGGCUAAUAGAGGAAUAUGGUAUCCUGGUGUCACAGAGUAACAGUCCCAAUUUCACCAACCUUUACUUAAGUAAGAGUUAUAGUGAUUGGGAGAAAAAUAAGGAGUUAAGCUACCUUUCUGUUUUAAACAAAAAUGGAAACACGCGUAGUCAAAUGGACUGGAUAGAUGUCUAUGUGGGAGACGGCACUGAACGGGGAGCAUACAGAAACGGCCCACUGACCCCUACUAAAACAUACAGGUUUGCCAUUGUCACCUUUACUAACCUGAAGAUGGCAGGUGGCCGUGUGGACAUUUACAAAUCUAUUUACAAAAUAUCUGAAUUCACAACCUGGUCUGGAAAUCUCCCUGAAAACCCAUUGGUCAUCACAACAGCUGUGGGGGCAACCUGUGGGAUUCUGAUCCUCUGUCUGUGUAUUGCUAUAGCUGCAUUCAUCUUGCUCAAGAGGAGACGUUCUGGAAGACCUUCUUCUGACAUUCCAAUUAAUACCAUCAGAACAAAAACUAGUGUGCCUGUGCGGAUUGAGGAGUUUGAUGCAUACUACAAGAGGCAAUGUGCUAACAGCAAAUGUGGCUUUGCAGAGGAGUAUGAGGAUCUUAAACCAGUCGGUACGGCCCAGUCUACAAACACUGCCAGGGCUGUGGAGAACAAAUCAAAGAACCGAUACAGCAAUGUACUGCCUUAUGAACCAUCCAGGGUGAAGCUAUCCAUCCUCGGCAGUCAGUUUGAUGACUAUAUCAAUGCAAACUACAUCCCGGGUGCAAAUUCCAGGAAGGAGUUUAUCGCGUGCCAGGGUCCUCUGCCUGCCACAGUCAAUGACUUCUGGAGGAUGAUCUGGGAGAAGAACAUCAGGUCCAUAGUCAUGCUGACCAGGUGCAAUGAGCAGGGACGAGUGAAAUGUGAACAGUAUUGGCCACCUGAAAGCAAAUCUUACAACAACAUCAUCGUCACAACAACUUCUGAAAUCACUCUUGAUGACUGGACACUGAGAGACUUUGAUGUCAAAAAUGUGAAGACAGCAGAGACUCGUUCCGUGCGUCAGUUUCACUACACAGCCUGGCCCGACCAUGGCGUCCCAGUGACCACCGAGCUCCUCAUUAACUUCCGCCACCUCGUGAGGGAGCACAUGGACCAGUACUCACUCCACUCGCCCACCGUGGUGCACUGCAGUGCUGGAGUGGGCCGCACAGGAACCUUCAUCGCCAUCGAUCGCAUCAUCUUCCAGAUUGAGAGGGAAAGCGUAGUGGAUGUGUUUGGCAUCGUCUAUGACAUGCGAAUGCACCGUGCACUCAUGGUGCAGACAGAGGACCAGUAUGUGUUUCUGAAUCAAUGUGCUCUGGACGUCAUAAAGUCCAGGAUGGGCACCAACGUGGACCUGAUCUACCAGAACACAGAAGCAAUCAACAUCUAUGAAAACGUUAAGCCUGGCAAACUAUAAGUUGAGAAUGUUGAUGUAGGGUCAUUUGCUGGAGGAAAGGAUACACAGCUAAUCAUAAAACUGCUUGAAUUGUACAGAUUGAAUUGUUUUUUUAAACCAGUGACCCUAUUUUAAAUGCUGGCCAAAGUGCAAAGUCUGAAGUCUUACUAAUACUUGCUUAUUAACUGCACAAGAUCUAUUUGCAAAUCUAAUACCAUGAGAAAGAUCCUAAGCACAAAUAAUGGUGGGUCAGCUAAAAGCUGAUUCACGCCACAUGAUGCCAUUAAUUCAUGCACAAAAAGAGCUUUGCCCACAGGCUCUUUGCACUUUGCCCAGCAUUUAAAUUAGGGCCCCAGGGAUCGUAUAAAUGCAGGGAUGUAGGAUGCAACAGCUGAUGGGCUUCUGAUGUUUUUAGUUUAACUGAUGGAUGAAAUCAAAUUGAUACUGUUAGCAGUUGAAAUGUAGAAAUAAUGUGGAAGAAAAGUUAUGCAGCACAUGAUGGGCAUCUGUUUUGGUUUAAAAACCAAACCAAAAAAAAGAGUGUUUUUUUUUAUUGUGAAAGGGUGGCCUGGCCUGCCAUGAAAAGUUUGGGAACCACUCAUUUAACAGAACUGGAUGUCUGAUACACAACUUACACUUCUUUAUACUAUACUUCUAAUUUGUAUUUGAGAGAGAGAGAGAGAGAGAGAGAGAGAGAGAGGAGGGUGAUGCAUUGAGUGUAGACUUAUUUUUGAAGACCGUUUGUGGACUUGUACUUUUAGUGUUGACAAGAGUGUGACCUAUCUUGCCUUUAUCUAUGCACUGAUCUUCUAAUAAUUGCUUAAACAUGUCACUGUGAGGUGUGUAUUUUUGCUUAUGUUGAUAUAUUGACUUUAUACUGCUAAUGUACUUGCACUGUCUCUCCACUGUGUGGUGUGCUGUCCCCUUUGUUUUAUAACUCUUUUAGACGGUUGUUUUGGGACCAUUUUUUUCAAUAGCAACAUGCCAUAUUGCCAUUGUAAUCCAAAGGGAUAAAUCUACUGGACUCUGAAAUAUCUACUUAUAACCACCCAAGGUGUGAUUUUUAAUGAAGUUAUAAAUAAUUUAUCAUAUAAUUUAAUAUUUCUGUUGAUAAUGAAUAAGUUCACUGUAGGUACACUGUUGUUGUCUCUCAGAGGUACAGAUAGAGCACAUGUCUGUCACUGGUAAUGUUAUUUAAAUCACUGUUUCAGUUGUAUUUAUGUUUUUUUAAGUCUCAACAUGGAGACAUAUUUAUAUGUUUCUAAAUGAACUAUUGCUCCAAUGACUCUCAAGGUAUGACUCCAACUAAUGUCUGAUACAUGUUCAUGCACAUAUAUAUUGUAGAAUAAAAUCAUUAGUAGACAUAUGCAAGCCUGAAACAGUGUUGAAGGACCAAAAAGAAUUCUCCAAAGAGAAGAGCUGUGCACACGACACUUCAAAAUGCCUGUGGUUCCACAAAAUAACAUACCAUUGAAAUAAACGAAGGUACCAAUAAUAAUAACGUCAGCCUUCAGGAAGCUAUAGCCAUCUUUUUUUAUAUAGAAAUCCCCAUCCUGGAGUAAUUAUCUGUAGAAGGAUUAAAAAUCCUUUAAAAAGUGCAUCAUGUUAGUGUUAAAAGAUACUGUUCAGCACAAGUGAUGUUGGGCUUAUACGUAGAAAAAAGAUGGUCACAGUGAUUUGUUUCCUUCCUGUUUGUACUGUACCUGUGGGCUCUUCAAAUUAUGCUGAUUGUACUUUUUAUUUGUUUUCAUGCUUUGUGUGUGAUAGAGAUACUGCUGGAAAGUUUGUUUUUUCUUCAUAAAGUUUUCUUUUUGAUAUAAAAUGCGAUUUUGGUAAAUGGCUUUAUUGUACAUUUUUUAUUUGUAUUCUUGCUUUCGCUUUAGCUCUAUGCACUGUAGACACUUUGGAAAUAAAAAAUAUACUAUUUUUAGGUGUUAAUGCCCUACAGCCAUUACCUUUUACUGUUUUUAUGAGAAAAGCAUACAAAUAUACUGUAUUUCUUUAUAUAAAACUUAAUAAAAUUCAGAAGUGAUGUGGA
Messenger RNA from Alosa sapidissima (American shad), 10646 nucleotides. Its product is annotated as receptor-type tyrosine-protein phosphatase beta-like. Gene Ontology annotation, biological process: protein dephosphorylation. Gene Ontology annotation, molecular function: protein tyrosine phosphatase activity; protein binding. NCBI's taxonomy places the organism in Eukaryota, Metazoa, Chordata, Actinopteri, Clupeiformes, Clupeidae. The transcript has 41 exons. Bases 329 to 8629 code for a protein of 2766 amino acids. The record is from RefSeq and is a predicted model, not a curated record.